This is a messenger RNA of Fundulus heteroclitus (mummichog), 2215 nucleotides long. RefSeq names its product forkhead box protein J3. The coding region runs from base 269 to 2080 and encodes 603 amino acids. The record is from RefSeq and is a predicted model, not a curated record. The transcript is spliced from 12 exons. Lineage: Eukaryota; Metazoa; Chordata; Actinopteri; Cyprinodontiformes; Fundulidae. Gene Ontology annotation, cellular component: nucleus. Gene Ontology annotation, molecular function: RNA polymerase II cis-regulatory region sequence-specific DNA binding; DNA-binding transcription factor activity, RNA polymerase II-specific. Gene Ontology annotation, biological process: regulation of transcription by RNA polymerase II.
CAGCAGCAGCAGCAGCAGCAGCCACCGCCACAGCGGCCAAGUGAAGAUUUUGUGAACAUGCACGAGGGGAGGACGUUACCUUUCUCAGCGCUGACUUCCCCAGAUGCUUUGGCCAAAAGAAAGAUGGAAGGAAAUCGGAAGAGCUUGAGCCAAGGCUGCAGCACGGAGCCCAUUCAGUGAGCCAGCAGAAGAUCCCUCCGUACGCCACGUCGCCGUAGCCCCUCUCCUUCACUUUUUUGACCCCCCCCCCCCUGGAGCAUCGAGCGCCAUGACCUCUGAGCUGGAGAGCAGCCUAACCUCCAUGGACUGGCUUCCUCAGCUCGGCAUGAGGGCAGCCAUCCAGAAGGCAGAUGUGGGACACCACCACGGUCACCUCGGGCAUCACCACCACCUCCACAUGCACCAUCACGGGCACGGACCGGGGAAGAAGAUGGUGCAUCUGGAUCCGGGAACUACGCUGGACCAGGAAGAAGCUGCACAGCACCGAGACGGCAAACCCCCCUACAGCUACGCCAGCCUCAUCACCUUUGCCAUCAACGGCUCCCCGCGGAAACGGAUGACGCUCAGCGAGAUCUACCAGUGGAUCUGCGACAAUUUUCCUUACUACAGAGAGGCGGGCAGUGGAUGGAAGAACUCUAUCCGACACAACUUGUCAUUGAACAAGUGUUUUCUCAAAGUGCCUCGCUCCAAAGAUGAUCCUGGGAAAGGUUCCUACUGGGCGAUAGACACCAACCCUAAAGAGGACUCAGUGCCCAGCAGGCCGAAGAAGAGGCCGCGUUCAGGAGAACGGGCAUCAACUCCUUACAGUCUGGAGUCAGAGUCCCUGAGAAUGGACUGCAUCAUGUCAGGAGGCGCAUCCCCAACUCUGGCCAUCAGUGCAGGAAAUAACAAGGUAGCGCUGUACAACCCUGAAGCAGAAGGCGGUGAGAGUCCUGGGAGUCUGGGUGGCAGCCUGAGCAACAGUCUUUCAGAGCAGAGUUUGGCGUCUGUCAGCCUUAACAGCGUGAACCCUGCUGUCAGCAGCGGCAGCAACGUGCACAGCUACACACCAGUGAGCAGUCACUCGGAGCCUUCCUCCCAGUCCCUGAGCCUUCAGCAGUCGGGCCAGCCUCCACCUCCACCCCCUCCUCCCCCACAGCCCCAGUACGGUUUACCUGUCCCCGAAUCGCUGGACAAGCAGCUCUGUUUCUCAGAUUUCGAGGACCUGAGCGCUUCUUUCCGCAGUCUAUACAAGUGUGUCUUUGAGCAGUCGUUUUCACAACAAGGUCUGAUGAGCAUGCCAAACGACUCCAGCCAGCAGACCCGGACAGCCUGCUCUUACCAACACUCUCCCAGUGCAGGAGGCAGCGUUGGUCACCACCACCAACACAACCACGGCCAUACGUCGCACCACGCCCACCACCCUCACCUGUCCCCUCACCGGCACCAGGUGCACGGGCCGCACGGCCAGCACCAGCAGCACCCCUCUCUCUCGCACCAGAGCCAUGCCGUUCAGGCUCCAGGCAUGUCAUCCGACUGGUACCCAAACCUGGACUGGCUGAAAGAGAGCUGCCGCAUCGCAACCAGCUAUAACUGGGCUGAUGUGGAUCUCUCCCCAUUUCAAGGUCUGAAGGAGAGCAUGAGGCAGGCUGAGCUCAACAACUGGACCCUCGAUGCCACGCAGAUGGCUGACCUUUGCUCCUCAGUCAACCAGUUCUUCGCAGCCACCGGGGUCAUCCCCCCUCAGAGCGCAACCCACCCACAACCUCAGGUCCAACACCCAGCAGCACCAUCAGCCACACAGCACCCUCCCCCCAUGCACCCAAAGCCCAGUCACCACAAUCAGCACGGCCAACACAACCAACACAUCGGAACAGGGAACAUGUACAUGGACUCGAGACAGAACAUUUCUUCUCUGAUGGGCCCACCAGGGUACCCUCACAUGCCUCCGAUGAGCAACACGACUCCCAGCAUGACAGGUCAUCACAGGCAACUGAGCCAGCAGCAGCAGCACGCUCUGCCGCCGGGACACUUUCAGGUGAGACGCAUGCUCGCCGCCGACGACAUCCAGGACGACUUCGACUGGGACUCCAUUGUCUAAACCGAAGUGUGAGUCAAAGUAAGAGAGACGAGACCGAGCGGAACAAUACUGAUGCGAGUCUUGUAGCGGACAACCUCCUCUGUUCACCGAAGAGAAGAAACGGACGACAAUCCAAAAGAGAGAGAGAGAGAGAGA